Molecule: messenger RNA, 918 nt
Organism: Drechmeria coniospora
Lineage: Eukaryota; Fungi; Ascomycota; Sordariomycetes; Hypocreales; Ophiocordycipitaceae
Exons: 2
Coding region: 1-918 (305 amino acids)
Source: RefSeq, a predicted model, not a curated record
AUGUCUCGGACGCAAGUCGUUUCUGUCGAGUCCCGGUACUCUCCCAUGCAAGAUGCCGCUCGCCGCCAUGAGAGCGGCGUGAGCAAGGUCAAGAAGGCGGCCCUCAGCGGAAGCGGACGCGCUUGGAGAGAGGACGAGGAGGCCUAUCUUCUGCAGACUCGGCUCCAGAAGAUGCCGUACAAGCACAUCGCCGCCCACCUCAACAAGACGGAGCUCGCCUGCCGGCUGCACUACCACCAGCUGUCGCACGGCAACAGCCGGCGCAAGCGGGCCAACUCCUUCUCGUCCCGCUCCUCGUCGCCGACGCCUGGCAUCGCGAGCCUCGCGGCGAGCCCCGUGUUGCAGAGCAAGUCUCGAUCGCACUCGCCCGCCCCGGCUUUCGGCUACUACAUGCCCAUGCCCACGAGCGACGUGCAGCUGCCCCGCAUCAUGAGCAGGGACAGCUCCCCGCGGCUGCCGGCCAUGCUCCCGAAGGCGGACCAGUCCCCCUUCUCCCGCCGGAGCGAGUCGCCCCAGCGGUUCCCUCCCCUGGAGCCGCUGCCGCCCGUGAGCUUCCGCCACGGCACGCCCCCUCCCUCGUCGCACUACCAGACGUCGUCGGCCCCCUUCGGCGCCGAGUCCUUCCGCUUCUCCCCCCCCUCCACCUCGUCGUCGAUGCACACGGCCGCCCACGUGGACCUCGCCAGGCUCGGCGGCAUCUACGAGAAGCAUCGCGUCGCCUUCUGGGCCGCCAUCGCCGACGAGUACGGCUCGCACGGCACGCCCAAGGCGCUGGAGCAGGCCUGGAAGUCGGGCAGCUGCUGCCCCAACCAUCACGGCAGCAACCCGAUGACGCCCGUGGCCAGCCCGCCGACCAAGUCCAUGUUCGGCGGCGGCUCGGCUCAGGACAAGACUCGCAUCUCGGCCAUUCUGGAUUGA